Molecule: messenger RNA, 3296 nt
Organism: Salarias fasciatus (jewelled blenny)
Lineage: Eukaryota; Metazoa; Chordata; Actinopteri; Blenniiformes; Blenniidae
Product: connector enhancer of kinase suppressor of ras 3-like
Exons: 13
Coding region: 142-1818 (558 amino acids)
Biological process (GO): regulation of signal transduction
Cellular component (GO): cytoplasm; membrane
Molecular function (GO): protein binding
Source: RefSeq, a predicted model, not a curated record
GGUCGGUCGGUCGGUUCAAACCGAGCAGCCCUCUGCUGAAUAACGGAGCUCCGGUCAGAGCCGGCGGCCGCUCGUCGCGGGUUUCAUCCGCUCGCUGGAAGCCGUGGAGGACGCGGGGGACGCCGGGAGCGGAGCGUCGACAUGGAGUCCGUCAGAAAGUGGAGCCCGCAACAAGUGGUGGACUGGAUGAGAGGUCUGGACGACAGCGUGCAGCAGUACGUCCCGUCCUUCCAGCAGCAGCAGGUGGACGGUGACAAGCUGCUCCGGAUGUCCCACCAGGAGCUGCUGUCUCUGGGCGUGGCGCGGGUCGGACACCAGGAGCUGGUCCUGGAGGCCGUGGAUCUGCUCUGCGCUCUGAACUGCGGCGUGGAGUCGGACAACCUGAAGAUGCUGGCGGGGAAGAUGCGGGCGGCCCACCACAACCUGAGCGGCGCCGUGUCGCAGCGCCGGAAGAACCCCGCCUACCACAGCAAGAACUCCCAUCAGCCCACCAACGAGUUCCUGACCGCCGUGGUGGAGCUGAUCGGCGCCGCCAAGAGCCUGCUGGCCUGGCUGGACAGGACUCCUCUGACCGGCGCCAACGACCUGACCUCCACCAAGAGCAGGAUCAUCCAGCUGUGCCUGGAGCUCACCUCCACCGUCCAGAAGGACUGUACCGUUUAUGAGAUGGAGGAGAAGAUCCUGGAGGUGUCUCGAGCUUUAAACGGGAUCUGUGAGAAGACGGUUCAGGCCACGUCGGACCCGUCGAAGACCGAGGCGUCCCGUCUGGAGGUGGUCCACAUCACCAACAUCAAGCCCGGAGAGGGACUGGGAAUUUACAUCAAAUCCACUUACGACGGGCUUCACGUCAUCACGGGAACAACAGAAGACUCUCCUGCAGAUAAAACCCAGAGGAUUCACGCCGGAGACGAAGUGGUUCAGGUCAACAAGCAAACUGUGGUGGGCUGGCAGCUGAAGCACCUGGUGGAGACGUUGCGGGCGGAGUCUGGAAGCGUCUCUCUGGUGGUGAAGAAGAGGCCGAGCGGACCCGCGGGCGGCUUCGCUCCUGCGCCGCUGAAAAACCUGCGCUGGAGGCCGCUGCUCGUGCAGACCUCUCAGGCAGCUCCGGGUCUCUACAGAUCUCGACAGGCUGAAUCCUCGGAUGCCUUGGCUAAGAGAGGGAAGACGGCCAUCUUGGAUUUGUACAUCCCUCCUCCUCCGGCAGCUCCAUACACCCCGAAAGACGGGAACGUUAGCGUCCCUCCCGUUGUGAAACUGCGUCCCAAGUCUCCCAACUCGUGUCUGGAUGCAAACGCACGGCGGCGCUCGACCGCAGCGGAGGACAAGAGGCUGUCGGUGGGCCCCCAGCCUGAACCCAGCCAGCCGGUCCCGGUCCGCCUCAGGCAGCGCUCCUCCGCUCGCUGUAAACCCCGCCCCGUCUCCAUGCCCGCCGAGGCCUUUUCCGCCGUUUCUGACGCGCCGUCCCGACAUGGAGCGCAGGGACGGAAAGCAGGGCAGAACGCCCUGCACAGAUAUCUGAGCAACGAGGGGAUCAGCGCCAUCACGGAGGAGGAGCCGUGCUACCCGAUACCCUACCGGGGCCACGCCCUGGUCCGGGGCGUCGACCACAUCCGGGGCAGCCAGUGCUUCAUCAGCGCCGACCUGCACACCACCGCCACCAUCCCGUACCAGGAGGCCACGUCCAAGAAGCCCGCCGCUGCCGCCGCCGCCACCGCCGCCGGAUCGGCCGCCAUCUCUCCGGCUCCUCCGGCCGUCGCCAAACAGCCGGGCUCGCUGUUCAGCGGCUGGCUGGCUCGACUCCGGCUGCUCAGCCACUGAGGAGGAGGAGGAGGAAGGGGGCGGAGCCUCUUUUAGGUUUUAUUUCUCAUGUGGCUCCAGGUUUGAUCUUGACAGCCGGACUCUCAGGAGGUCUGUUCAGAUUCAGGUUCACCCUCAGCAGCUGGAAGCAGGGAGCAUCGAACCGUGGAUCCCAGACUGUGAAAACAUGAAUCCCUCAGGACGAUACAUCUAUCUGGCGUCUAUCAGAACACAAUCUACGCAAAUGAACAAAACCUUACAUGAGGAUGAAACUCCAGCGUCAGAGGGAGUUAACUGGUCUGAACAGAGCCGUUGGCUAACGGCUCUCAACUGGCUUCAUCACAAACUGUAAUUUAAUUUAAUCUGCACUUGAUUUUAGCUCAAACAGCUGCUCGAUCUGAAGGAAUAAGCAGAACAAAUCCAUGAAAAACAUCCUGAAGGCGUUCCUCAGGGAGCUGUCCUGGAUCCCCUGUUUGUUUGAAUCUGGAGGGAAUCCUAAUCUUUCUCCCAGACCUUUUAACUUUUAUAAAUCCUUUUAACUUCAGAGAAGAGAUAAGACUACACAGACUUCUCAAGAACAACAGUUGUAAACAAUGUUCAGAACUACAACUGUUUGCUUACAGUCAAAUUGAACUUUAGCUUUUUGAAACGGUAGCUCUUCCAUUAACUGCAGUUAGUUAAAGGCUUUUAACAUUAAUAUUUAAGGUUUUUAUCAGAGCCAGUGGCAAUGAAACAAGUGAUUAUGAAAUUAAUAAACAUCUCAUUAGUGUGUUUUUUAAAUAUAAAGCCUUUUAAAUACCUGUUAGCUCUUCUUUAUGUGUGAAUGCAGACCAGAUAAGUGUUUGACCUUUGAACUGUCUAAAAAUGUUUCACGCUGGUAACUUAUAUCCACAUUAAAAUCAAACUACAUAUAGAUGAUUUAUUAAUACAAAUAAAGUUAAAAUACCAAGGACAAACUUUCAAUGUUAUCCUAAAAUAAGUUAAUUUUAAUUUACUGUGGUGCAGAUGAUUAUUUCUGGAUCAUGUCGGCUGCUUUUAUCUCAACAAAACAUGAUUCUCAGGAAACUCUAACUUUCCACAUUAGCCUGAAAUAUUCCCCUCACGUUUGUGCCUGGUCACACAGAAGUGCCUGUAUUUUAAAGUUGUUGCACAGCCAACUCUGGGCAGAGAAACAAGUGACAAAAAUACCCAGGAUUUUUUUUUUAUUAUUAUGAAAUGAGUUGACCUUCACUACAGAUGAAGAAUCCAGAGUUUCUACCUUCUCAGAUGAAUUCUGACGAAGAAUCUGCUGCUGUUGAACACAGUGUGUCUGCUGUCGCCCCCUAGUGGUUAGUCUUGAUGCCUUCGAACUCAAACAUGGAACUUUACUUCCUCUCAGCCUCAAACACUCUACAAAAAAACAAAAGUAAGUCUAGCCUGAACUUCUCAUAUUUUUCACCUCAGGAUGGAAAUAUCCGAACAAAUCCGACAUACUUUAUGACUGGAAACAACAUUUUUAA